GCGAAUCAGCAAUUUAAAAAAUAUUUUUCUAUUAAAAAUAAUAAUAUUUAUUUUAAAUAAAUUCCCAAAUAUGGGAAAUAAAAGGUUGUUAGAAAAUAAUGAUUGGCCUACUUUAUAUUAUUCUACAACUAAUAUGUCAACAAAAUUAGAACAACAAUGCAACAAUAAUAUAGUAGAGGAAAGGGCGAAUAAUAGAAAUAAUUUAUUUAAAAAAUUUAAGAGUUUAUUCCCACCAAAACUUCAAAAACAAAAUUUAAUAUUUAUUUUAUUUAUUUAUUUAAUUUUCCUUGCCCAAUUAAUUUCUUGUUACUCAAUGACUGUUAAUCGACGACAUUUAAGACGUGCCAUAGAAUAUCAACAAAAUAAUAAUCCUAUUCCUCGUUAUCAAUGCCCCAAUGGGUAA
Meloidogyne enterolobii is the source of this 403-nucleotide messenger RNA. The record is from the annotation of a GenBank genome assembly. NCBI's taxonomy places the organism in Eukaryota, Metazoa, Nematoda, Chromadorea, Rhabditida, Meloidogynidae.